GCGCAUCACCACGAGCUGAUCGACAGAUAGCAGGAUGUUGAGGCAGUUUAAACUCCUUCUAAACUGUAUCUUUGCAAUACUCAGAAUCUAUUCAAGGAGGAGGAUUGAAUCAACUUAAAAUAUAUAUAGGCCCCAUUUUAUUGAUUAAUCUACUUCACUUUUCUUCUUUGAACAGAAAACAGCAGCCAAGAUAUGAUCGGAAAUCAAUGUUGUCUUCAUGGCCGCUAGAUGGGGCCAAAUAUUAAGAUACCCUCCUGCAUUAUCUGUUUCACUCACCCCCUGACAGUAGAGUACUGCUGUAGGAAAAGGCUGUUGACACAAAAAAAGUUAGUUCUACCAACCAACUGUCUGUCUAUGACAUUUGAUCUAUCUACAUCCAGUAGCAGAAGACACAUCUCAACAAUGCGCCGCAAUCCAUCAUCACCACUGAUGAACACUUGACUCGUGAAGUGAUAGUGAUAGUGAUAGUGUUUCGCUGUUCCCCUGGGCCGAUCACUACCGCCCUGUCAUCAGCAGGGUCGCUCGUACACAUGCUUCCUGUUUGGCUUCAGUCUGUCAGCCACUACAACAUGGGGAGCCGGAGAAAGGACAGCUUCCUUUGGGGAAAAGUUCCCUCCAGUGUCAUGGACCGGAGGCAGGAACGGAGAAACACCCCCCAACCACAGAAGCUGAGGUUGGAGAGCGAUGACGUCAUGACCGCUGAACCGAGCGCUGAGCUGCAGGAGCAGAGCAAAAUCCAAAUAACGAACAAGAGGUUCUUAAGUGGGAAAAAGAAAUUCAACACAGACCCAAAAAAGGGUAUCAGCUACUUGGUGGAGCACGGGCUACUGGAGUGGACGGCACAGAAGAUGGCCGACUUCUUGUACAAGGAGGAAGGACUCAACAAAACGGCCAUCGGAAACUUCCUGGGAGAGAGGGAGGAGAUGCACCUGAAGGUCCUCAAGGCCUAUGUGGACCUUCACGAGUUCUCCGACCUCAACCUGGUUCAGGCUCUGAGACAGUUCCUGUGGAGUUUCCGCCUGCCUGGGGAAGCCCAGAAGAUCGAUAGGAUGAUGGAGGCGUUCGCCUCUCGUUACUGUGACUGCAACACAGGAGUGUUCCAGUCCACAGACACCUGCUACAUCCUGUCCUUCUCCAUCAUCAUGCUGAACACCAGCCUCCACAACCCCAACGUGAAGGACAAGCCCAGCCUGGAGCGCUUCGUCUCCAUGAACAGAGGCAUCGACCACGGAGGAGACCUGCCCCAAGAGCUGCUCAUGAAACUGUACGAGAGCAUUCGCAACGAGCCCUUCAAGAUCCCGGAGGACGAUGGGAAUGACCUCACUCACACCUUCUUCAACCCUGACAGAGAAGGCUGGCUCCUCAAAAUAGGAGGCAGGGUAAAGACAUGGAAAAGGCGGUGGUUUAUCUUGACUGACAGUUGCCUGUACUAUUUCCACUAUACCACUGACAAAGACCCUAUAGGGAUCAUUCCACUGGAGAACCUUUGUGUCAGAGAGAUCCAGGAUUCAGGCAAACAGUAUUGUCUGGAGAUCUACAACCCCGAGGGGCAGAAGAUCAAGGCGUGUAAGACAGAGACCAGAGGCAGGGUGGUGGAGGGGAAGCACCAGUCCUACAGGAUGAGGGCCGCGUCGGCCGGAGACAGAGACCACUGGAUCCAGGCCAUCAGGGCGAGCAUCACCAAGGACCCGUUCUACGACCUGGUGACCUUGAGGAAGAGGAAGGUCAUCACCAACCACAGGCCUGAGGCCUGAGGAAGAGGAAGGUCAUCACCCACCACGGUCCCCAGGCCUGAGGAAGAGGAAGGUCAUCACCAACCACAGGCCUGAGGCCUGAGGCCAGAGGAAGGUCAUUACCCACCACGGUCCUCAGGCUAGAGGAAGCCUCCAGGAAGCAACGAGAACUCUGUGUUUCAACAUCCGUUUGCACAUUUACAUUUUCAUCUCUAUGCUCAAAGCAUGACUGUGUUCAGGACCUCUCUCUGUCAGCGACCCUGUCUGGAGGAGGGGAUCCUUCACUGGACUGCUCCUCAAAAGCUUUCUUCCAUUCUGUCUGUUUUCCUGUGACUGUCUCCUUGUCUUCCUCGAGGGUUUAGGUUGGUUUAGGGUGCUCUUCUGUGGGCGUAUGUGAAGCGAUGCUUGACAUGGCUCAGAUGAAGGGCCGUACAGAUGCAUGUGGUACUAGAUGAGCCCCAGUGGACUGCUCUUCAGUCUAGGCAUCUUCACGCUUCUCACUCAAACAGAACUUCAGACAUGUACUACAGUACUGUGAGGUAUAGUGCAAUUUGCCAUUAACAAUGAACCACGCUGAAGUCUCAAAUAGCUACUGUAAACAUCUAAAAAAUGGUUGAGUUACUUUAAUGUUCUCAAUGAAGGUUAGCCUCAUAGGAUGACGUUUCAUUUAAGCUCCAUGUGUAUGGAGUGGAAGGUAUUUCCUUUUUAAAGGUCUGGUAAAGAAAACACAUUUUACCAAUGCCUUUGUUUAGUUUAGUUUUGUUAUAAGUUAACAUACUGGAAAUGGAACCUGUUUCAUUUCCAUGUCAGCGAUUCACUUCCUCUGGUCAGUUCCUGUCCCUGAGCUGUUUCAAACUAGUCUUCCUGUUACCAUGAUGUUUAGAAAUGGCUCUUCAAACCGACACAAGUAUCUAUCAACAAUUGAUCCAAUAUUUGUAAGCUAGUUUCUUGCUUUGUGAUGAGAUCAUCCAACAGUGCGAUAACUAAAUACUAUAAUAAUAUAAAUAUGUAUUUAUACAAACAAACGUUUUCAGUGUUUUUUUAAUAUUUUAUUUUAUUAAAAACUAUAAUACAUUCCUGGCUCUGGUGUUAUAAUUGUAAUAUAUUUGUCUUUAAAUGUCUACAGAUGUUACAAAACACAUUUCUUUAGCUAAAUCAAGUGACCUUGUAAAAAAUAUUUGUUGACACAUUUAUUAAUAAAGUUGUACCGCACUGUGCA
This is a messenger RNA of Hypomesus transpacificus, 2952 nucleotides long. It is a transcript of the gene cyth4a, whose product is annotated as cytohesin 4a. Gene Ontology annotation, biological process: regulation of ARF protein signal transduction. Gene Ontology annotation, molecular function: guanyl-nucleotide exchange factor activity. The transcript is spliced from 13 exons. Bases 531 to 1754 code for a protein of 407 amino acids. The record is from RefSeq and is a predicted model, not a curated record. NCBI's taxonomy places the organism in Eukaryota, Metazoa, Chordata, Actinopteri, Osmeriformes, Osmeridae.